Prunus armeniaca (apricot) is the source of this 576-nucleotide messenger RNA. Lineage: Eukaryota; Viridiplantae; Streptophyta; Magnoliopsida; Rosales; Rosaceae. The record is from the annotation of a GenBank genome assembly.
AUGGGGAUGAGUCCGGCAGUGUUGAAGGCGGGGCUGGUGAUAGUUGGGGUCUGCAUAGCCGGGUACAUAGUGGGCCCACCUCUCUACUGGCACUUCAUGGAGGGCUUAGCUGCCGUCUCCCACUCUUCAUCUUCUUCUUCCUUAUCUUCUUGCCCUCCUUGCACCUGUGAUUGCUCUUCUCAGCCUCUCCUCUCCAUCCCCAUUGGACUCAGCAACAUUUCAUUUGCAGAUUGUGCAAAGCAUGAUCCAGAGGUGAGUGAGGACACCGAGAAAAAUUUUGUGGAUCUUUUGACUGAAGAGUUGAAGCUUCGGGAAGCUGAAGCUUUAGAAAAUCAACAACGAGCUGAUAUGGCUCUGCUGGAGGCUAAGAAGAUUGCAUCCCAGUAUCAGAAGGAAGCAGACAAGUGCAAUUCAGGGAUGGAAACAUGUGAAGAAGCAAGGGAGAAAGCUGAAGCAACAUUAGAGGCACAGAGGAAACUGACAGCAACAUGGGAGCUUAGGGCUCGUCAAAGAGGAUGGAAAGAAGGGGUUACAAAGUCUAAUACUCAGACGCAAGGAAACGUUCAGACUGUGUAG